GAUGCGAGGGGCGGUGAAGGAAGUUCGAGAGCUUACGUCGCGGGAUAGAGGGAAGCUCCCGGCUUUGCGAGGCGGCUGGUCUCGGAGAGGUCUCGUCCCCUUUCAUCUGAAGCGAUGAAUUCGCUGGAACAAGCGGAAGAUCUCAAGGCUUUUGAAAGAAGGCUAACUGAAUACAUAGCUUGUUUACAACCAGCUACUGGACGCUGGAGAAUAAUUCUUAUAGUGGUAUCAGUCUGGACAGCCACUGGUGCUUGGAACUGGUUAAUAGAUCCCGAAACGCAGAAGGUGUCUUUUUUCACGUCUCUAUGGAAUCAUCCAUUCUUCACCAUUAGCUGUAUUACAUUAAUUGGAUUUUUUGCUGGGAUACAUAAAAGAGUAGUGGCGCCCUCAAUCAUUGCCGCUCGAUGUCGAACUGUUUUGGCAGAAUACAACAUGUCAUGUGAUGAUACUGGAAAAUUAAUCUUGAAACCUCGUCUCCACGUCCAAUAACCCACGGCCUUUGCGUAAAGGGAUCGUGAAUUACACACGCCACUUUGGU
Messenger RNA from Thamnophis elegans (Western terrestrial garter snake), 538 nucleotides. It is a transcript of the gene CNEP1R1, whose product is annotated as CTD nuclear envelope phosphatase 1 regulatory subunit 1. The record is from RefSeq and is a predicted model, not a curated record. Gene Ontology annotation, cellular component: Nem1-Spo7 phosphatase complex; cytoplasm. NCBI's taxonomy places the organism in Eukaryota, Metazoa, Chordata, Lepidosauria, Squamata, Natricidae.